This is a messenger RNA of Stegodyphus dumicola, 686 nucleotides long. RefSeq lists its product as uncharacterized. The record is from RefSeq and is a predicted model, not a curated record. Lineage: Eukaryota; Metazoa; Arthropoda; Arachnida; Araneae; Eresidae.
UUAUUUUUAUUUAAAAAAAAAAAACAUUAAUGACAGUGACUCCUAUAUAUAUAUGGGGUGUCUGAAACAAGAAACAACUGCGAACAGAACAGAACUGAAUUGAAUAUUUUUGGAACUGAGAAGGAGUUCUAAAGAUGUUGUCUGCACUGUGUUUGGUUUUUCUUCUCGGCGCUUCGCUUUUCGUGAGCACGUCCGAAGCAGUUGGCAUUGGUGAAAUAGGAGGAGGUGCCCUCGGUGGUCAUGGAAUUGGUGCUUCCGGUCUGGCUGGAGGAGACCGUGCUGGUUCCGGUUACGGUGGACAUAAAGGUGGAGUCUCUUCCAAGGGUUAUGACCGCGGUUUCAGUUACGGAACUGGACACGAUUCAGCAAAAGAAGUCACUAUCGGCGAUGAAGAAUACGGAGGCAAAGGUUUCGGUGACAAGGAGCUGGUCGGUUAUCGAUUAGGAGGAAUAGGAUAUGGUGGCUUAGGAUAUGGAGGAUUCCGCGCCCCUCCACCUCUUAUCUUCUUCCAUUAGAGUCUUCACAGACAAGCCAUUGCAUUAGCUUCCACUGUUUAAAAUACUUAAUAUUACGAGGAAAUUUAAUAAAGGAAAAAUUAAAUAUACCUCUUAAUAACUCUAUAAUACUUUUUAAAUGUGCUGCCUAUUUGAAUAUCUGCAUAUUGACAUAAAUAAAUUACUACUUUA